Messenger RNA from Anastrepha obliqua, 3218 nucleotides. RefSeq lists its product as uncharacterized. Lineage: Eukaryota; Metazoa; Arthropoda; Insecta; Diptera; Tephritidae. Bases 298 to 3018 code for a protein of 906 amino acids. The record is from RefSeq and is a predicted model, not a curated record. The transcript is spliced from 9 exons.
UCUGCAACGCUAGUACGCGAAUUUUAGCGACGACUUUCUGUUUGUUUCCGUUCGUUUUUUUUUUUUACUUGUGUUGGCCUUUUUCCUGCUUUGCUUUCCUGCAUACACAACAGCGACUUACGUGUUUUAAAAAAUUAAAUAAAAAACAAACAGCAAACUAUUGGUGAAACUUUUAUUUAUAUCAAAUAUUACAAGUUAUUGAGUUGGAGUUUAGCUUAGAAAAAAAAAAUAAAAAUAAACUACUUUAUAAGUGAUAAGCAGCGGUUCAGGUGUAAAAACAACAACAGUAAAGCUGCAAUGCCGCACAUACGUACACAGCUGAUCCUGGUGAUCAUCAGUCUGCUGGGCUAUCACGCACGCAUUGAUGCACAAAAUACAGAACCACCUUGCAGUUUCCCUGGUUCACCAGCCCACAGCACUGUUGUCUUCUCCAGUGCGAACUUGACGCAUGGCACCGUAGCUUCGUACACCUGCGAACGCGGCUUUGAGCUGCUGGGACCGGCGCGGCGUGUUUGCGAUAAAGGCGCCUGGGUGCCUGAUGGCAUACCAUUUUGUGUGCUCAAUGUCGCCGCCGGCAAAGCGCCAAUGCAAAUCUCCACCGAAGGCUCGGGUGCACCACAAAAGGCCAUUGACGGUUCAACAUCCGCAUUUUUCACACCGGAAACCUGUUCGCUCACCAAAGCUGAGCGUUCGCCUUGGUGGUAUGUGAAUCUGCUGGAGCCGUAUAUGGUGCAAUUGGUGCGGCUAGACUUUGGCAAAUCGUGCUGUGGCAGCAAACCCGCUACCAUUGUUGUGCGUGUCGGUAACAACCGUCCCGAUCUCGGCACCAAUCCGAUUUGCAACCGUUUCACAGGUCUACUCGAAGAGGGUCAACCACUAUUUCUGCCCUGUAACCCACCCAUGCCCGGUGCGUUUGUCUCUGUGCACUUGGAAACAAAUACGCCCAACCAAUUGUCUAUUUGUGAGGCUUUCGUUUACACCGAUCAAGCAUUGCCCAUUGAACGUUGUCCCACCUUCCGCGAUCAACCACCAGGGGCGCUGGCUUCCUACAACGGCAAAUGUUACAUUUUCUAUAAUCGCCAGCCAUUGAACUUCCUCGAUGCACUCUCAUUCUGUCGCUCACGCGGUGGCACACUCAUCAGCGAAAGUAAUCCAGCGCUGCAGGGCUUCAUCAGUUGGGAACUGUGGCGUCGUCAUCGUACCGACAUUAGCUCACAAUAUUGGAUGGGUGCAGUGCGCGAUGGCGCAGAUCGCAACACGUGGAAGUGGGUGAAUGGUGACGAGGUGGCGGUGUCUUUCUGGAAUCAUCCAGGUGGCGAUGAGGAUUGUGCGCGUUUCGAUGGCUCGAAGGGUUGGCUGUGGAGUGACACAAACUGCAAUACAUUAUUGAACUUCAUAUGCCAGCAUCAGCCAAAGACAUGCGGUCGGCCAGAGCAGCCGCCAAACUCGACUAUGGUGGCGCUGAACGGUUUCGAAGUGGGCGCUCAAAUCAACUACUCUUGUGAUGCCAAUCAUUUGCUUGUAGGUCCGGCGACACGUACAUGCCUGGAGACUGGUUUCUACAAUGAAUUUCCACCUGUUUGUAAAUAUAUCGAAUGCGGACUACCCGCCUCGAUACCGCAUGGCUCCUAUGACCUUAUAAACGGCACUGUCGGCUAUCUUAGCGUGGUCAAGUAUGCAUGCGCCAAGGGCUUUGAAAUGAUUGGGCGUGCAGUGCUCACCUGUGACUUUGAUGAACGUUGGAACGGCCCACCGCCACGUUGUGAAAUCGUUGAAUGCGAUACGCUACCUGGCAAUUACUACAACACUCUUAUAUCUGCACCGAAUGGCACUUACUACGGUUCAAGGGCCGAAAUCUCCUGCCCACCUGGUUAUCGGCUCGAAGGUCCUCACGUGCUCACCUGCUUGGCUACGGGUCAGUGGAGUAGCGCGCUACCACGUUGCAUUCGUCUCGAACCCUCCACGCCGGCGCCAACGCAACCGACAACACCGGCACCUACACAACCGCCUACUCCAUCACCAACAACACCAUCGACUACGUCUUAUAGACCACGCCUUACAUCAACUUCAAGGCAACCAUCUUACAAACCCACCACCAGCACUACACAAUCGACAAGUACAACACUACAACUGGAUGUUCUUGGCGGCGUCGAUUCUGACGAGGAGGUCACCUAUAUUGUGCCCGGCACUGUGCGCGAAGAGUUCCCACCACGUCGCCCACUCCGUCCAGUAUCCGUGCCCAAACGUACCAGCACCACACCGGCUUAUUAUUCGCCCACCACUUCGACCACGACCAGCACAACAGCGCGUACACGUCCUUAUAGCCCUGUGGAAACAACGACCCGUAACACGCAGAAUAUUAUACUUAAUGCGCACCCACAGGAUAAUGAAAUUGCAGACAGCGUCAAUAUUCGACACAAUCAGUCGCCAAAUGUUAAUAUUCCAUUCUCUGUGGACAACGCCGAUCGCAAGGAAACGAAGGAGGCUAAACUCAAUUUGGGCGCCAUUGUCGCCUUGGGCGCAUUCGGUGGUUUCGUUUUUCUGGCGGCGGUCAUCACGACAAUCAUCAUUUUAGUGAGAAGCACCUCGAACAGCAGGCGGCACAAUGCAAAUUGUUAUUGUGUCAACCAUGUCCACAGGUCACGACUACCAUUCCCUCCACCCACCACCACCAUUCGAACCUCUACCACUCAAUAUAGCAGCGCCUCAACACAUCGAGCGCACAUUUCGCGCGCCAGCUACAUCAGUCCCGCACGUCUCUAUGACCAGCACAGUAGUAUCAGUUCAUCGACACGCUACGGAGGACCACCCUCGUUGUGGUACAGUGUAUUAGCGCUACCAUUUGACGAUCAGAAGUUGGGACGACGUGAGCUUAGCACCUACGGACGAGGCUAUACGGCACGUGCGGGUUACUUUAGUAAUUGUCCAACACAAGAAAGGAUGGACAAGAAGAUGAAGAAGCCAGCAAUAAAAAGUAAAGCGGCAACGGAUGGCAAUGAUAGCGAGAAAUAUGCGUAAAAGUGAGAAGAGAAGGGGAGAAUGCAAUGAAGAUGAAUGAAAGAAAACAACGAGUUUGAAAACUAAUUAAAAUUAUAUAUACAUAUUUACAAUAAGAAAUCGAUUAGCGAGAAAUCGAGUUAACGUGCCAAAGACUAAACAAAAAAAAUCAAAAAACUAAAAUACUCCAUUUUUUGUAUGAAAAUAUAAAAAAGUAACGA